Rhododendron vialii is the source of this 1506-nucleotide messenger RNA. RefSeq lists its product as uncharacterized. The coding region runs from base 123 to 1007 and encodes 294 amino acids. The record is from RefSeq and is a predicted model, not a curated record. Gene Ontology annotation, molecular function: methyltransferase activity. The transcript has 10 exons. Gene Ontology annotation, biological process: rRNA methylation. NCBI's taxonomy places the organism in Eukaryota, Viridiplantae, Streptophyta, Magnoliopsida, Ericales, Ericaceae.
AAGCAUAAACACUUGGAACUCCGCUUCACUGGUUUGCGGCUCUGGGUGCAUCUUUCUUCAAUCUUCAAUAAACGCUCUUAUCCCCAAGAAAUCAACCACCAGAGAAAUUUCGAGCUCUAGCGAUGGCGGUUUCGUCGUCUCCUCAACCUCCAAUUCUCUCUCCUCUCCGCCUCACCACCUCUUCCAACCUAAUUUCAUCUCCUCCCAAUCUCUUCCUCAUCGCUUUUCCCUCCAGAAUCACCGAUCGAAGACGUCGUUCGGCCAUCGUAUUCUCUUCCAAAUCGAAAAAUGAUAUGGCGAGUGACCAGAAGAGAGCGUUGCUCGAGAGCUACGGCAUCGAUCCCGAUGAGUUCCUAUCUGAACCUUCUCCCCCGAAGGAGAGGAGGAGAAAGGAGCCGCAGAAGACAGGUAGAGGCAAGCAGGCCCCUGCGGCGAAACCUAAGCCCUCGAGGGAGACCCACAAAUUGCUUCAGGUUCUUGGAGGAAAGGCUCGAAGGAAGAAAUUGAUCUCGCCAAAAGGCCAGGACGUACGGCCAAUGAUGGAAGUUGUAAAAGGUGCAGCCUUUGACAUUUUGCAGGUGGCUGGAGGCUGUCCUGCAUCAUUAAGGCCCGGUCGCUGGUUAGACUUGUACAGUGGCACAGGAUCUGUUGGGAUUGAGGCUCUCAGCCGGGGAUGUUCUGAGGUGCAUUUUGUUGAGAUGGAUCCUUGGGUAGUUUCAGAUGUUCUACGACCAAAUUUAGAAUGGACUGGUUUUCUUGAUGUUUCAGUGAUACAUACAGUUCGUGUUGAAACUUUCCUAGAGGGGGCUGCACGGUCUGUAGGUAAAGAUGGGCCAUUUAACUAUAUUAGUGUGACACCUCCUUACACUGAAGUGGAUUAUGCUGUACUGAUGGAUCAAGUUUCAAAAUCAUCUUUAGUUGGAGAGGAUACAUUUAUAGUAGUGGAGUAUCCUUUGAGAACAGACAUGCUCGAUUCAUGUGGAUGCCUCGUAAAGUUUAGUCCAUGAUAUGUUGCUCUGUGACAUGAAAGUGCAGAUAACUGAUAGACGAUUUGGCCGGACACAUUUAGCUAUAUAUGGACCCAAGUGGGCACAAAAAAAGAGGAAGCCUGAGAAAUCAAUUCGAGCAGUAGCAGAAAAAGUUUGACUGGAAAUGGAAAGUGCGGCGUUAAUGAGGUUAAGUUCAGCAACGGUGUCUACACUCAUGUAGCCAAAUUGGCUUCUUAGUUACGCAUGGUCAAUUUUCUUCAUUUGGUUCUGUCAGAUGAAUCCAACAUCAAGCACAUUCAGACCGAGUUUGUUUAAAUUGUAACAAAUUGUAUCGUGUGUACUGGGGAAGUGUAUUACUUUCUUCCCAUGUAAUACGAGGUAUUCAACCUAGUUCAGAAAAAAGAUAGUUCUAGCGUUUACAUACAUUUGAACAGUAUUCAAUGCCAACAUUCCUUUCACCUGCAUCAUGUUCACCCAUCAAGAAUUCCCCAAAUGAAUAGAGCGACGUUUUUUCGAA